GCCUCAUGCCUUUUCGGCUCUUCGUCUUCUUCUCUCCAAUCGGAGCUUUCAUAUGGCCCCCUCCAAAUUCUCCGUCGCCAUCCUCCUCCUCCUUUUACGCUUAUUGAUUCUUGACGGAGCCGAAUCGCAGUUUCUUUGCAAAAGUUCCUCCUGCAGUGGCGUUUCCUUGCCGGCCGUUCGAUUUCCGUUUCGACUGAAGAAUUCGCAGGAUUCUCGAUGUGGAUUCCAGCCGGAUUUCGACCUGUUCUGCAACAAUCGAAGCCAGACGAUUCUCACUCUCCCGAACGCUGGAGACCUCGUGGUGGAGUUUAUUGAUUACAGAUUUCAGAGGCUGUGGAUAAACGAUCCGGAUCAAUGUUUUCCAAGACGACUAGUUGUAAACUCUUUUGAUCUGGAGAACUCGCCGUUUGUUUCUAACUAUCGAUUAGAACAGUAUACUGUCCUUAAUUGCUCCUAUUACGUCGAUACGUUGCCGUUCGAUCGUGUUCGGAAGAUCAAAUGUAUGAGCGGCAGAAACCACUCUGUAAUCAAUGUGCCGAACAGAGACCUUAAGGCGGUUUCCGCUUUCCUGCCAUCACCGUGUAACGUUAUCGCGACGAAGAGGCUUCCGUUGACAGGGAUGGAGCUUGAAGAAGGAAUGGUGGUGAAUUGGAGCGAGCCAGAUUGCGGAUAUUGCGAGAUGCGCGGUGGAGAUUGUGGAUUCAAAAGCAAUUCGAGUGCCGAAAUCGAGUGUUUCAAUCUUCCAAACGGCGGUAUUCCACGGGGUGCCAAAUACGGGUUGAUCAUCGGCGUGGCAAUCCCAGGCGUCCUCUUCCUUAUUGGGCUGAUCUGUUUCAUCUGCGGCAAGUUCAAGGCCUUUGCUCGCCUCAAUAGUCCAUCAUCAUAUCUCUCUCCUUCAAUGGGCCGCCAGCCCACUUCCGCCGUAGCAGGCCUCGAUGGGCCGACAAUUGAAUCAUUCCCCAAAACCAUAUUGGGCCAGAGCCGACGACUCCCAAAGCCCAGCGACACCACUUGUGCUAUUUGCCUGUCGGAGUAUCAGCCGAAAGAAGCGAUCAGAACCAUUCCAGAUUGUGGUCACUUUUUCCAUGCCAAUUGCGUCGAUGAGUGGCUUAAAUUAAAUGCCACGUGUCCAGUGUGCCGGAGCUCGCCGGAGGAUUCCUCCGCAACCUCCACACCUACUCAGACUGUGUCGGUGUCAAUGCCGACGUCCCCGGGGUCGGUAGGGUCAUUGCAACGUCAUGACUAGUGAAGGUUGUUAAGUUGUUUGCGUUUUGUGUAUAUAUAUAUAGAUGGAUGCUUCUGCUUUCAAUCUUAGCAUAAU
This is a messenger RNA of Cucurbita pepo subsp. pepo (vegetable marrow), 1321 nucleotides long. RefSeq names its product RING-H2 finger protein ATL22. The record is from RefSeq and is a predicted model, not a curated record. Lineage: Eukaryota; Viridiplantae; Streptophyta; Magnoliopsida; Cucurbitales; Cucurbitaceae. Gene Ontology annotation, molecular function: polysaccharide binding.